Molecule: messenger RNA, 1061 nt
Organism: Drosophila obscura
Lineage: Eukaryota; Metazoa; Arthropoda; Insecta; Diptera; Drosophilidae
Product: proteasome subunit alpha type-4-like
Exons: 1
Coding region: 137-889 (250 amino acids)
Biological process (GO): ubiquitin-dependent protein catabolic process
Cellular component (GO): nucleus; cytosol; proteasome core complex
Source: RefSeq, a predicted model, not a curated record
AAAAUUAUACGAUUUUCGUUCUUCAAAUUCGAUAUAUUUUAUCUACUUACUUUUUGCUAUUUCUAAGGGUUUGCUUGUGUGCUACUUCUGUGCUAUUUUGUGUUGUAAACUGCUACAUUUUGUAGCUUCGUUGGUAAUGGCACGUCUCUAUGAUCCCCAAGCCAUACAGUUCUCGCGCGAGGGCCGCCUCCACCAGGUGGAAUACGCCAUGGAGGCUGUCUACGCUUCCCACAUAUGCCUGGGUAUUGUAGCCACAGAUGGCGUUUUGCUGGCCGCAGAAUGCAGCAAUCAUCGACUGAUCGGCUGGCCAUCGGAAAAGAUGUUUCGCCUGACCAAAAGUGUGGCUUGCACCUGGACGGGCCGCAGUGCCGAUGCCACGAAGCUGAUUGAUGAGAUGCGCAUUUCAGCUCAACGCCACAGAUUCAACUUUGGCGAGACGCGUCCCUGCGAGGGAGUCGUGGCCGAUGUGUGCACCAUCAAGCAGUCGUACACGCAGUGGGGCGGCAGACGACCCUUUGGCGUUUCCCUUCUGUUCAUGGGCUGGGACGACAUCUACGGCUAUCAGCUGUACAAUUCCGAUCCCAGUGGCAACUACAGUGGCUGGAAGGCCACUGCCACUGGGCAGCACUUUAGCGUUGCCAACUCCCUGCUGGAGGAGGAGCUGGAUCCCAAAGUAUCCAUUAAUCUGGAGCAGGCCAAGGAUUUGGCCAUUAAGGUACUGGAUCGCAGUCUGGGCACCACCAAUCUGAUUCCAAACAAGCUGGAGAUGUCCAGCUUGCAGCGCAUCAACCAUAGCUGCAUCUACAAUAUUUUGGAGAUUUCAGAAAUGGAGAAGCUGAUCGAAAAGUAUAAGAAAGGGCAGGCAGCAGCCGAAGGGGAUGCAAACUAGGGGAUGCAGAAACACAUACACUACAGAUACACCAUAGAAUAUACUAAGUGCUAUAUUUGUUUAAGGUAUUACAAGAAAGGAAAUCUAGCAAUUGCAAUGAAAAAACAUAAUUUUAAUCUCAAUCAAAAAACAUACCCCUAUAUAAAAUAUUAUUUUAAUGUGACGUUUAUGG